AUGAGCGAUAUUGAUAACCCAGAAAUAGUUAAUGAAUCUUCACAGGAUGAAGUAAACGUCUUCUCUGUGCCACCGUUCUCAUAUUACGUACUACCUAGUAGGGGUACAGAUAACGAAGAGAGAAUUCCUUCUGAUGACGCCGAUAACUCUGGUAAAAGUCCUCAUUUCUCAAAGGAGGAUGAAAAUGAUGAAACAUACCAACCACUUAAAGUAAUGAAGGCAUCACCACCCCAAUAUCUUGGUCGUCGUCUUGAACAGCAGCGUUACGCUGGUUUUACAAAUAAGUCGUAUCGUAUUCCUUUGUGGGAUCAGUCUUGUCUUAAAUAUAUCUUUGGAGAUACAUUUGAAGGGACUAUUGAAUUAGAAGAGCUGUUUUCUAUUGGAAAAAUGAUUAUUAUGAUGGCUGUUAACUGUAUUACUGUGGCUAUCAACGUUUUUCAUGACACCAGUUCUAAAAAAAGCCUUUUAUGGAUUGUGAUGACGGCUAAAGUUGUUUUCUGUAUUGAGUUUGCAAUAGUCUACUUUUUUGUUUUCUUUCUUUUAUGUGUAAUUGUGGAGGCAGUUGCACGUGAUAAUGUGGGGACUAGUCUUGCUGUAGAUAUUGCUGCUCUGACGAACAGAAUAUCUACUUUUUCUGCUUUACGUUUUAUUUCUAUGGCAUCUCCAGCGUUUGUGAUAGAAACUACUCUUCGAAUUAUUCAAAACUCCUUCACUAAAAGGGAUUAUCUAAAGUUAUUAUUAUUUUCAGUCGUGUGGUUAGCAACAUGCCUUUUUGCAGGAGCUGCUGUCGUGAUGAAAGUUACUCAAAUUGAUUUUACAAGUACUAAAAAUAUUAAUGAUUGGAGCCUUACAGAAUAUAUUCAACUUGUUGGUCUUAUUAUGAACUUGGCUCGAGUAGAUGAUUCUUACAUGACGGAAACUUGUGUUCUUCUUGAUGGUGUUAAUCGACAUUUUUGUCCUCCAGGAAAACCAAGGGAUAGAUUAGGUCGAUCAGAAUGUUUAUAUACCCGUUUUUGUUAUUUUUUUGGUAUUGCACGUUAUGCCAAGUAUGAAUACUUUGAUGUUAUUUUUGAUUAUCAUUUUGAUUUUGAUUCACGACGGAAAAAAAUGACGAUGCGUGUGAAAAUACGAAAAAUGCUUAAUUAUUUGGCUUUUAUACUUCGAAUGGAUAAUUCUGUACUACGACGUUUUUUGCAAAUGACACGUUCCUCAUUACCUUUUUAUGAGAAGGGACGUAAUGCCUUUAUGGUUUCCUUUAGAGAAGAUGAUAUUGUAGGGAUGGAUAUUGCUUUAUGGCGUAGUGAUCCACUUUCAGAACCAACACAAUUAUUUGGAAGAAAACGUAGGAAUGAAUUUAAUAUUACCUACGAGUGUGAAGACUGUCGCGAGAUUUGGGAUUCACAAAAUCUUGGUCGCAUUGAUACCCACUCGGCAUCAGAGAAAGAGUUUCGUAAGGCUAUAUUUGCUCCUUGUGUGAACCCUUCAUGGUGA
Trypanosoma theileri is the source of this 1491-nucleotide messenger RNA. RefSeq lists its product as uncharacterized. Bases 1 to 1491 code for a protein of 496 amino acids. The transcript has a single exon. The record is from RefSeq and is a predicted model, not a curated record. Lineage: Eukaryota; Euglenozoa; Kinetoplastea; Trypanosomatida; Trypanosomatidae.